Molecule: messenger RNA, 1120 nt
Organism: Empidonax traillii (willow flycatcher)
Lineage: Eukaryota; Metazoa; Chordata; Aves; Passeriformes; Tyrannidae
Product: GSK-3-binding protein-like
Exons: 1
Coding region: 472-1077 (201 amino acids)
Cellular component (GO): cytoplasm
Source: RefSeq, a predicted model, not a curated record
GUCUCCGCCGGGCCGCCGCCCCGCCCCCCUCCUGCCAAUCACCGCCGCCCCGCCCCCGAGACCCGAGGUGCGGGGUUUGAAAGCGGGCCGGUCCACGCGGCUCGCAGAGGGGGGGGAGGGGGACGAGACAGGCAGCGGCGUAUCCGGCGGUUGCGGGGCGGCCUCGUCCUACCGGCGGGAGCCGCCCCCGCGCUGUUGGCCGAGCCCUCCCCGCGCGGGGCGCCGGCCCCGGGAGCGGCCCGGGAGCGGUUGGUCCGGAGGGCCGCCCGCCCCGCUCCCCCCCCGGCCGGCGCAGUGGGAGGCGCCCGGGCGCGCGCGUCACCCAUUGUUUACAAACCAACGCCAGCGGGCCGAGCUCCAGCCGCGACCGCAACGCCGGAGCCGCGUGUGCUCGCGCGCGCGCGGGGCGGCGGGCGGGCGGCGGCCCCGGUCCCGCUGCGGCGGCUGCGGCACGGCGGGGACCCGGCAGAGAUGCCGUGCCGCCCGGGCGAGCGCUUCCUGCUGCUGGAGCGCCCGGUCGCCGUGGGACAGGCGGGCUCCAAGGACGUGGACGCGCUGGUGGCCAAGCUGGGCGAGGUGCUGCAGCUGAGCGCCCAGCGGGCGCCGCCGCCGCCCCGCGCCCCCAAGCACCUGGGGCCGGGCAGCGCCCGAGACCGCGCCGCCCCCUACUCGCCGCGGUGCUGCAGCGGCGGCGGGGCCGGGCUGCUGGCGCCGCGGGGUCCGGCCCCGCCGCAAGCCCACCCGCAGCACGCCGAGAGCCCGCGGCCGGACCGGAGCGGCCACCAGCGGGUGACCAAGCAGCUGUGCGGCCGCGGCUGGCUGCGGAGCGCCGCCCGACGGAGGAAGCAGCCGCCGCCGGGGCCGGGCGACGGUCCGGCGGAGGAGGAAGACCCGCACCGGCUCCUGCAGCAGCUCAUCCUCUCCGGCAACCUCAUCAAAGAAGCCGUCCGGCGACUGCAGCUGGCGGCGGCGGCGGCGGCAGCGGCGGCAUCCGCGGCCUCCAGCGGCAGCGCCUCGGCGGGGAGCGGCGGCGCGGACGGCGAGGCGGCGGCGGCGGCGGUGCAGCCCCUGCAGUAGCCGGCGGGGCCGAGCGGCGGUGACCGGGGCGGAAGAGCGCGGC